AUGGGGGCCAAGCAGACCAAGGCUUGCGGUCCGCUUCCUCCGGGCUCCGCGGUCCCCGGGGGCCCCCUCAGUCCUCGGCUGCGGCGGGGUCUCCUCCCUUCCCGGGAGCGCGGCGGAGACUUCCUGGCCUCGCUGGUGAUGCGCUCGGGAGAGAAGUUCGGGAAGGGAGGUGGGAGCGUCGCGUCUAGACGGAGCCCCUGCAAAAGCCCGGAGCGGAAGGACCUCGGCAUGGAGUCCACCUCGCUGGAUGACGUCCUGUAUCGUUACGCCAGCUUCCGGAAUCUGGUCGAUCCCAUCACUCAUGACCUCAUCAUCAGCCUCGCCAGAUACAUCCACUGCCCCAAACCGGAAGGGGACUCUCUGGGGACCCUGGAGAAGCUGUGCCGGCAGCUGACCUACCACCUGAGCCCCCACUCCCAGUGGCGACGGCAGGGCAGCCUUGUCAAGAAGAAGCCACAGGCCUGCUUGAAAGCCCUCCUGGUGGGGAAUCCUCAGGACCACACCGUGGAUCUCUCGGGCAUCCCGCUGACCUCCAAGGACUUGGACCGGGUCAUCUCCUACCUCCAGCACAGCGCGGCCUCCAUCGAGAGCGUGGAGCUGUGCUUCACGGAGCUGACGGACGAGCUGUUCCUGCAGCUCCUCCCGGUGCUCAGCGCCCUGCCCUGCCUCAGCACCCUCUCCCUCAACGGGAACCGGCUGACCAAGGCCAUCCUGCGGGACUUGACCGAAGCGCUGAAGGACCCCCGGAACUUCCCCAGCAUGACCUGGAUCGACCUGGGCAACAACGUGGACAUCUUUUCCUUGCCGCAGCCCUUCCUGGUCAGCUUGAAGAAACGGUGCCCCGCGCAGGGCAACCUCCCCACCAUUCUGGAGUUUGGGGAAGGCCAGGCCAGCGACUUGGAAGGCCCAGGGGAUCUGCCGGCGGAAGGGGAGGAAGAGAGGAGCGACGGCGGCCCGGACGAUGACGCCAGCCCCCACCACGUGCGGGCAGGCGAAGCCGUGGAGGAGAGCGAGAGGGAAAAUAUAGUUCCAGUGCAGCCCAAGGAAGCGUCUGGGGACCCCGUCGCCCUCCGCCAUGGUCCUUGCAGGCAGAGAAGGCAUUUCGGUUUUUUUCUCUUCAAGCGGCAGGUAAACACCUUUGCUCCUUUACUUGAUUUAUCCAAAUAGUUUAAGCAGCAGUGCUUCUAAGUGGGGUGUAAAGAACAUGCUGGCAGGGAUUCUGGCAGUUGUAAAGACGCGAUGUUUCAGAACUCAGAUCAUUAUUUUUUCUGUAUUUUAAAUUAUUAUUUUCCCCUUCUUAUUUUGCUCAUCCAGCAUGGAGAAGGGGGAAGGAGCAGUAUUUCAGUUUCAAGCUUCAAGGCGACAAAUGGUAUUGAAUCAACCUUUUGGUUGUUGCUUCUUUAUACUGCUUUUUUAUUGGUCCCCUCUUCUUCUUUUUUUUAGUCAGCCACUUUUUUUAGUCAGCCAAAUUGUAAUGGCGAUUUUAAACUGUUGCAAUUUCCCUCUUAACUAGGCCUUAGUAUUUUAAAGGAGAGCAUUUACGCAGAUGUAAUACACCCUGCUUGGUAGUUGGAGCCUUUGUGGUGACCAGACUCCCCUCCCUUUAGUAGAGAAGAAAUGGAAACAAACCCCAAACCCCUCUGCAUUUUUUUUAUUUUGAGGAUUUUAUCUUUUGGAAUUGUAAGUGCUUUGGGGCAGAGACCUCCUUAUCUUUUAAUUCAAGUGUGAAGCAAGCUCUGUCUCGAACCUUGUAAAAGUUUCCGGGGAAACAGCACAAGUGUCACCCUUUACAAAGAGAAAAGUAGGGGGGGGAGUGCAUUAUUCUUCUACCGAUACCUAGUUAAAAUGGGAGAUUAGAACCAUUUAAAAUCACAAUUGUAAGUGGCAGGUAAAGCAAAAAAAAAAGGGGGGGUCGUAGAACUAAUAAAUACUUGUGUAAAUAAGUAGCAACCAAAGACAAAUUCAAUAGGAGGUAUCCAGAAAGCUUGAAAAUAAUAAGAAGAAUAAAUGCAUGGUAGGUCCUCCUUCCUGGCCCCUUUAUCGCUGCCUCCAGCCUGCCCUUUGGUGUGUGUGUGGAGGCAGCCCUUGAGCUUCCUUUUCCUGCAGGGUGACCACAGUGGUGCAUUUAUCAUCCAGGAAGCGGUGGGGAGGCCCUCCAAGAGGGAGGGUGGGGGAGACUUACCUCCUCUGGGAGAGUCUGUCCUGCUAUUUGUCCUUCCCGGUGUUUCUGGAGGGUGCAUCCUAAGUCAUCUUUCACUGCAAAGAGAACAUCUCCCAGAAGCUAGGCCACCUGACCUGGCAGGAUAUCUCUUCCCCCCCCCGGGUGGUGGUGGUCUAUCAUGGGCCCCUCUACCCCAUUUGGCCCUUUUGCCAGUGCUACCAGUUGGAUCAGAGUGGAACAAAAGGAUCCUUGGGCUUUUUAGAACUGCCGAGCACUUUCUAUUGGGAGUGGAUGGAAGGAGGGAAGUCCUCAUGAAGGUCCAGUUAGGGACUCCACCACGAGUUGGGAGCAGACGGG
Pogona vitticeps (central bearded dragon) is the source of this 2518-nucleotide messenger RNA. NCBI's taxonomy places the organism in Eukaryota, Metazoa, Chordata, Lepidosauria, Squamata, Agamidae. The record is from RefSeq and is a predicted model, not a curated record.